Messenger RNA from Solenopsis invicta (red fire ant), 2444 nucleotides. RefSeq lists its product as uncharacterized. The transcript is spliced from 2 exons. The record is from RefSeq and is a predicted model, not a curated record. Lineage: Eukaryota; Metazoa; Arthropoda; Insecta; Hymenoptera; Formicidae. Bases 304 to 672 code for a protein of 122 amino acids.
UUUAAAUACUUGUAGUCGUGACCUUCCAUAAAUCAAUGCAGCCGAUACCGAUCUGCGAGCGUUCUCACGGAGCGCGGCGUCACUUCCAAGUGGCGCGGCGGUGGGGGUAGCGGCGCGUUUACGCUACACUUAUCGCGAUAUGUAUCACGUAUAAACAACGAAUCUUCCCCCGAGUCUUGCGUCGAUUCAGUGACGAGGAGUCAAAGAAGAAAAGUUGAAAAAAAAAGAAAAAAUUACCAACGCGGAAAUCUAGCUCGCUCAAGGACGCUUGUACGGUCGCGCGGUGGGGACGAACACAAUGAGAUGUUCGCGAUAAUAAUCCCGGAGAGAUGUAUCUAUAUAAAGGGAUCGAUUUUCUGUAGUUGCAAUUGCAGUACCGAUCAGUGUCGUCCUGUGUUGUUCGCUAACGGGAAUAAAGCUGAUAAAACGUUUAACAUGUUGAAACUGAUACUGAUUGCUAUCGCGGUGGUAGCGGUCUCAGGCGUACCGGUACCGGAACCCGAACCGGCACCGGAACCGGCGCCGGCACAUGGUCCCGUGCCGCCGCUGGUCGCCCCUUACCCGGUGGUCUACACGGCGCCUUACGUGAAGGUCUAUCCGUAUCACCCGGUUCCUUUGGCGUACUAUAACAGCUACAAGUGGAUCCACCCGGGCUCGGCGUACGUUUACUAACAUCGAUUCCGACUAUCCGGAAAAUCGCCAACGCCGUUGUGGUCCUCCUGUUCCUCCCCCUCAACUCCUCCCCCCCCCCUCGUAAAACGCGACUCAUCGCAACGCGCCAAAUGAUUCUGUAUCGUGGAAUGUCUCCGAAAUAAAAUAUUCCCUUCUUGUCGCAAACGCCGCAGUGUGCUCGACUAUGACGAUCACCCCCCUGUGCUUCCAUCCAUCCCCUUCUCCCUUUCUCCCCGUCGACAUCCGUUAAUUCUGCUCCGCGAAAGAGGAUCCUUUCGUUCUCGAGCUUUUGGCAGACUCCGCGCUAUCGAGCGGCCCAUCAAUUCCGUCCGUUUGUCCGCCGGUGAAAUUUAUGAAACAACACGCAUUAUACCGCAUAAUCGCUCUGUUCGCGGACAAGUAAUUCCGUUUAAACCCAUUAUCCGCUAGCGAUACAUUUUCAGAAUAGUACGUUAAAUUUUGGUCUCGCAUUCCCUGCGGUACAUGCUAUGCCGCAAUAAACAAAUCCGCGCAAAUAAUGGGAAGCAAAUACGAAACAGAUAUGGAUGAAAACGCGAAGCAACAAGAUUAAAUGCUCGUAACGAGAGUAACGUUUCUCUUUUCACCAAAUUUAUUUUGUUUCUUUUAAUCUUAAUGAGCCUCCAUAAUUUAACAUUACAUAAUCUGAAGAUGGGUGAAUGAAACUUCGUUAUAAGAACACGAAGAAUAAAGAGUUAAUAGAAACGUGUAAUGUUACAAAUGCAUAAAUAAUUUUAUGUGUCGCGACGAAAUAUUGGAAGUCGUUUAACAAUUGGAAUAAAACGAUUUUCACAUAAAGCCGUUGAAAAUAGCAAUUUCCGCAUUUUUAUUGACUAUCGUAAAAUUAUUGAAAUAUAAUUUUAUUGAUACAUCAUUAUAUUAUUUAAAAAAAUAUUGAUUAUUCCUUAAAUAUAGGUAAUAUGUUACGUUAUCUUUAUUAGCUUUUCUUAAUAUAUAAUAAAUUGUUUCGGAAAUCUUACGAUAUUUUUGGAUAUCUAACAUCGCACAGCAAAUUUAUAUUAAAUUAUAAGUAAGAAAUGCGCGUAUCACACAUUUAAAUUUCUUCAUUAGUACAACUCAUAACGGGUUAAACAUGUAACUUCGUUACGCAUACAAAUUUACCAAGACAAGAAGUUGUGAAAAUUUAUUUUUACUGUAAGAUACGUGUAAGGAACAUGUCAGCAUACUAAUGCGCACUAACGCACACCGUUCUGAUAAAGGAUAUUACGGCGACAAGGCAUAACCGUAUCAGAUUCCCUUAUUACUGUUCCUUUAAUUUCAUUUUAGAGAAGAGAACCUAGCGUGGUUAACUAUAUUUCACACGAUAUAACUAAAAUAUUUUUUACACCGUAAAAAAUAAUGCAUUUUUAUUUUAUAUUAUCACAAAAUACAACCUUCGAUAUUUUGACUUAAACAGAGAAUUUGUUCUCUAUAGUGGAAGAUGAGUAUAAGCGAUUUCACGAGUAGCCUUCAUGAAAAAGGCUUUGUCUUCUUUGGUCAAAUAGAAGUGAUUUAUUUUUUCAAAUAUGUGCAAACUGAUUAAAAUAAGAGCGCAUCACGAAUUAGACAAGCGAGAAAUGAAAUGCAUUAAUGCAUCAUGGAUCGAGAUUUUUUUGGACAAAAUAAAGGAUCACAAAGAAAGACUUUGCGCCACUUCUGUCCAUUAAUUUCCAGUAAAUCUCCAUUUUAUACGAGUCAUAAAAUGAAAACUCGGCACUCUUCCGCGCCUAUGACCCGUUCAAGGCAAUGUUCGA